CAUUCUUUUUUUCUUUUCUUUAAACAAUCUUAUGAUCCAUCUUCGUGAGAUUUAUCAUUUUUUUUUGUUGGGUUUUGUCCAUUUAACAUAUGAAUUUAAAGGUAUGGACUGAAUUCCCAUCACGGGUGAAUCUUAGUAUCUUCAAGAAAUGUUUAAAUUCAGGGGAUCUUGUUCAUGCCCGCCAACUGUUUGAUAAAAUGUCUGAACCAAAUGUGAGGUCUUCAACUGUAUUAAUAGAUGGGUAUACGAAACAUGGCUAUCCAAGAGAAGGGAUUAAGCUUUAUAGGGAGUUGCAGAGGAAGAACAUCAUUCAACCAGAUAAGUUAUUACUUCUAUCAGUUAUCAAAGCAUGUGCUGCUUUAGCCAAUCUUGAUAGAGCAAAAGAGAUUCAUACUGAUGCAAUCAAAUACGGGUUUGAUUCUGAUCUUCUACUUGGAAAUGCUUUAAUUGACAUGUAUGGUAGAUGUAAAUGUGCUGAAUUUGCACGACAUGUUUUUGGUGGGCUGAUUGUUAAGGAUGUGAUCUCAUGGACAUCUAUUGCUUCUUGUUUUAUACUCAAUGGUAUGUCAAUGGAAGCUCUUCAAUUUUUCCGUGAAAUGGGGUUUAAUCGAGUUAGACCCAAUUCGAUAACAUUGUCAUCCAUCCUCAGGGCAUGUUCUGAUUUGAAACACUUACGUUUUGGGAGAGAAAUCCAUGGUUUCGUUAUCAGAAACGAACCGGAUGAGAAUGUGUUUGUUACUGGUGGAUUAAUAAACAUGUAUGGUCAUUGUUCUAGUAUUGAUCAAGCUGAGACAGUAUUCAAUAAUACAUCUAAACACGACACUGUUUCAUGGAAUGUCAUGUUAACUGCAUUCUUUGCCAACGAAGAGCCAGAGAAAGCUCUUUGUGUAUACAGUCAAAUGAUCGAUAAACGGGUGAAAUUCGAUUACGCGUCGUGGAAUGUUGUCAUCGGAGGGUGUCUACGAAAUGAUCGAACAAUCGAAGCGUUUCAGAUUCUCCGUGACAUGCAGAAACUCGGUUUCAAACCUAAUCAGAUCACGAUCACAACCCUCUUGACAGCUUUCGCUACGUUUGAAAACUUAAGAGGCGGGAAGGAAACACACGGAUACAUAUUUCGAAACUUUCUUGACGAUAUAACUUCAACGAAUACCGCGUUACUCUUCGCAUACGCUAAAUGCGGAGAAUUGGAAGCUUCAUGUCGAGUGUUCGACAUGAUGAAGAAAAAGGAUAAAACGGCGUGGACCACAAUGAUCGUUACAUUUUCGCUCCACGGAGAUGGGAAACGAGCGUUAUCGCAUUUUCAAAAAAUGUUAAACUCAGGUUUUAAACCCGACGCCAUAGCUUUCACCGGGGUAUUGUCCGGUUGCAGCCAUUCGUGUUUGGUCGACGAGGCUCGCGAGGUUUUCAAAUCAAUGAAACGCGACUACUCAGUUGAACCUGAUGCCGAGCAUUAUUCGUGCAUGAUCGACGUUCUGGGUCGCGCAGGUCAUUUAGACGAGGCGUAUCGGUUGAUCCAAACUAUGCCUAUGGAACCAACAGUAGGGGCUUGGGGAGCCUUGCUGGGCGCAUGUAGAACGUAUAAGAACGUUGAUUUGGGUCGUGUGGUGGCGGAAGAGCUGUUCGCGAUUGAACCAAAGAACGCAGGGAAUUACGCGCUUCUGACAAAUAUAUUUUCGAAUGCGAAACUAUGGGAGGAUGCUGCGGAAACGAGGAAGUUGAUGAGAGAACGAGGAAUAAGGAAGGAAGCGGGUUGCAGUUGGAUUCGGGUGAAGAACAAGGUGUACAGUUUUGUUGCGGGUGAGAAAAGAGACUAUUUUCAGGCAGAUGAAAUUUACAAGUUUUUGGAGGAAAUUGGGGAAAAGAUAAGGUUAGUUGGGUAUAAGCCGAAAACCGAAUUUGUUUUGCAAGAUAUAGAGGGGGUCGAAGAGAAGGAAGAUAUGUUGUGCAAUCAUAGCGAGAAGUUGGCGGUUGCGUUUGGAAUACUUAACUUGAAUGGUUCGUCUUCGGUUAGUGUGUUUAAGAACCUGAGGAUUUGCGGGGAUUGUCAUAGUGCUAUUAAAUGUAUAGCAAAGGUUGUCGGGGUUCGAAUUGUCGUGAGAGAUUGCCAAAGGUUUCAUCAUUUCAGCGACGGGGUUUGCUCUUGUGGAGAUUUUUGGUGAUUGCCCAUGUUUUGUUGUGUUGUUUCUCCUACCCCAAGUGUAACUAGUAAAUGAUUUGAUAACAAAGCUUCAAAAUUGAAAGUAUAAAUACUUCGACUAGUAGGUUGUUUUAUCAAGUGACAAAGGUUUUACAAUGUGAACUCACCAUGAUAG
Molecule: messenger RNA, 2312 nt
Organism: Impatiens glandulifera
Lineage: Eukaryota; Viridiplantae; Streptophyta; Magnoliopsida; Ericales; Balsaminaceae
Product: pentatricopeptide repeat-containing protein At1g20230-like
Exons: 1
Coding region: 90-2159 (689 amino acids)
Biological process (GO): RNA modification
Molecular function (GO): protein binding; RNA binding; zinc ion binding
Source: RefSeq, a predicted model, not a curated record